AAGGACGCCUCGCCUUAUUUCUUCGCAAUUAUCAGGGUACAUUGUCCAUGUAGCGCGGUGUUACAGCCGGGAGAGUAGAAUUAGCCGCUGGAAGAGCGGUCCGGAGUAAUCAUUGUGAGGUCGUUCGAGCGAAGCGAUGGAGCUGUCCACGGUACCGAAUGCCGAACGGGAGCUGAUGCCAGACUACGUUUCUAAAAUGUAUUGGGGACUGGCGUUCAAUGGUACCUGGGAGGAUUUCCAGAACAGUUUUCAAAAGAAUAUUAGCCUGGAUAACGGCACACGAUUGAAUCCGACCAACGAAACCGCGUCCACAAUCCACGCGAUCGCUAUCACGGCGCUCUACUCGGUAGUGUGUGUGGUUGGGCUUAUUGGUAAUUUCCUGGUCAUGUACGUGAUUGUCAGGUACACAAAAAUGAAGACCGCUACAAAUAUUUACAUCUUCAAUCUUGCGCUGGCAGAUGCCUUAGCCACGAGUACGCUGCCAUUCCAGAGUGCCAAAUAUCUGAUGAACACCUGGCCCUUUGGAGAGCUGUUGUGUAAGAUAAUUAUAUCAAUUGAUUACUACAACAUGUUCACCAGCAUCUUCACUCUCACUAUGAUGAGCGUCGAUCGCUACAUUGCCGUCUGCCACCCCGUUAAGGCAUUGGAUUUCCGCACACCCAUGAAUGCAAAGAUUGUCAAUGUCUGCAUGUGGCUGCUGUCAUCCGCCAUUGGAGUCCCUGUCAUGGUUAUGGCCAUCACGCGCCCAGAUGAUAACGGCAGUGUGAUGUGUGGCAUUCAAUUCCCAGAGCCCAAAAAAUACUGGGAAAAUGUAACCAAAAUUUGUGUCUUCAUCUUUGCCUUUGUCAUCCCGGUGUUGGUCAUUACAAUUUGCUACAGUCUCAUGAUCCUGCGUCUGCGAAGUGUCCGACUCCUCUCGGGCUCCAAAGAGAAGGACAGGAACCUGCGGAGGAUUACACGGAUGGUCCUCGUGGUGGUAGCCAUCUUCAUCAUCUGCUGGACACCGAUUCACAUCUUCGUCAUUGUCAAGGCCUUGGUGAAAGUUGGCUCAAGUCCCUUGAUAUCGGUCAGCUGGCACUUCUGCAUUGCUCUGGGGUACACCAACAGCUGCCUCAACCCUGUGCUCUACGCCUUCCUGGAUGAGAACUUCAAGCGGUAUUUCCGUGAGUUCUGCCUGCCCCUGCGUACCAGGUUGGAAGAAAAUAGCUUCACCCGAGCUAGAAAGACAACUAGGGAAUCGGUUUGCGCCUGCACCCCCUCUGAGAUGGUCAACAAGCCAGUAUGACUAGGCGUGAACAAGCCCAGUAAGGGCUCACACUCUGGGAGAGAACAGGACCUGAAUUCUGAAGUAACACAAAUCACAACGGAGUUUUAACCAUUAUUAUUUCAAAUAAAUGAUGAUUGUAAUUUAAAUCUUUAAGGAGGGAAAUCGAGGCAUUUGUGUACUUGCCUCAGUUUUCCAGGGAGUUUAGUUCACACUGUAAUCUAGUUAGAAUUUCAUUUACAAAGUUCAAGUGAUUGCCUGUAAUAAGGAAAAUUAACUUAGCAAUUAUUUUUACAUAGAAAGCUUACAAACACGCACGCACACACACACACACUGCCUUUGGCACAAAGGUAUACUUUUUUUUUGAAGAAGUUGCCUUAAUUCAAUGUGUCAGGCUGUUUUACUUGGUGUUAAAUGUUUUCUAACCUUUGUUGGGAAAGUGGUACUACACAUUAUUUAUUUUACAAUUACCACAAUGACACAAGUUUUGUUAUAGUCCAUAGUAGCCUUUAAUUAAAUGUAUCUCCCUGCAUUGAGUUAUGUAGAUGUUUUUAUAUACUCAUUGCACAGACUUAAUUGUCUUCUUAAAGCAAUGUAGGCAGAUCUGAUAUCUCCAUUCUUGCUGACAGCCCUUUUAUGAAACAAUCACCUUAUUUCCCUAAGAGUCGUUCUCAACCCAAAAGGACAUGCAAAUGCCUCAUCUAACAGGGAGGAAACGGAUGAAAAGGAAUUCCUUCUGUUUUUCUAUGGUAGUAUUUAGACACAUUGAAAUUCAGCUGCUGGACUGAUGUCAGGGAGAAAUUUAAUGGUUGAUAUUUUAUAAUGCUAUAUGUGUGGUUGAAGUUAUUGCUGUAAAAAGAGUUAAGAUAUGUAUCAUAUUUCUGACAUUGUAAACACAUGGAUUAAAGAGUUGAUCACAUAUUCUUCAGCCAACC
Mobula hypostoma (lesser devil ray) is the source of this 2199-nucleotide messenger RNA. RefSeq names its product delta-type opioid receptor-like. Lineage: Eukaryota; Metazoa; Chordata; Chondrichthyes; Myliobatiformes; Myliobatidae. Gene Ontology annotation, molecular function: G protein-coupled enkephalin receptor activity; neuropeptide binding. The record is from RefSeq and is a predicted model, not a curated record. Gene Ontology annotation, biological process: neuropeptide signaling pathway; G protein-coupled opioid receptor signaling pathway. The coding region runs from base 137 to 1285 and encodes 382 amino acids. Gene Ontology annotation, cellular component: plasma membrane; neuron projection. The transcript is spliced from 3 exons.